Messenger RNA from Notothenia coriiceps (black rockcod), 4013 nucleotides. RefSeq names its product RNA binding motif protein 15 (gene rbm15). The record is from RefSeq and is a predicted model, not a curated record. Gene Ontology annotation, molecular function: RNA binding. The transcript has a single exon. Lineage: Eukaryota; Metazoa; Chordata; Actinopteri; Perciformes; Nototheniidae. Bases 138 to 2690 code for a protein of 850 amino acids.
AAAUGGCGACUGUUGUUGUUUUGCCGCAGGGUCAGUGAAUAAAUCCGUUUUUCAUUUCAAUCAUUCUCUGCAUUUAUUAGCAGAAACAACAGUAAAAAGCCCAGGCGUCCCGAGGGGUUGGCUCCGUUUGGACUGAAAUGAAAGGUAAAGAGCGAUCGCCGAUUAAAAAGCGCUCUCGGGCCCUGGACGAUAUACGAGACCGGGGAGGAUGCCACCCGACCAGCAAGAAAAUGGGGGCUCUCUCCGUGUCCACCGGGAGUAAUAAUGGGAAUAGCUCGACGAAGAACGACGGCAGCUCGACGAGAAGGAGUCUACUGGGUGAAAAAAGAGACAGAGAUUUCGAUGGGCACAGUCGGACUGGAAAUAAUCAUGGCUGUCAGUCUGCAGUCGCCAGCUCCGUGGGUAAAAACCACAGCCUGAGCCUAACGCUGGAUUUAGCCCCAGCGAGGACCACUUCUCGGGGGGAGCAGCGGGUGCAGCCGCCCGGCGCAGAGAGUGAGUACAAAACCCUCAAAAUAAGCGACCUGGGUACCCAGUUGAACGACGAGGACAUAGAAGAUGGACUAUUUCACGAAUUCAAGAAAUUUGGAGAUGUGAGCGUCAAGAUAAGCCGCAGCAACGACGAGCGGAUCGCGUUUGUGAAUUUUAGGAAGCCGGAGGACGCACGAGCUGCAAAGCACGCGCGGGGUCGGCUGGUGCUGUAUGACCGGCCGCUGAAAAUCGAGGCAGUGUACAUCAACCGGAGGAGAAGCCGCUCCCCUGUGGAGAGAGACUUGUAUGGUGCAGCUCCCAGCCACAGACAUUUGCAGAGACCCCUCUCGCCCACCGGGCUGGGAUACAGAGACUACCGGCUGCAGCAGCUGGCCCUUGGCCGGCUGCCCCCUCCCCCGCCUCCCCCUCUGCCCAGAGAGCUGGAGCGGGACCGGGAGUUUGCCCUGUUUGAAGCCAGGGCACGACCAGCUUUCAUUGCAGAGCGAGCAGCCUUUCGAGAAGAGGAUUUUAUAUCUCCAGAAGAUGACCAAAGAGCCAAUAGGACGUUGUUUUUAGGCAAUCUGGACACAACUGUGACUGAAGCAGACCUGAGGAGAGCUUUUGACAGGUUUGGGAUCAUAACGGAAGUGGACAUUAAAAGACCCACACGGGGACAAACUAGCACAUAUGGAUUUUUGAAAUUUGAGAAUCUGGACAUGGCUCAUCGUGCUAAAUUAAGCAUGUCUGGCAAAAUAGUGGGCCACAACCCCAUAAAGAUAGGCUAUGGGAAAGCAACUCCCACCACACGCCUGUGGGUUGGGGGACUUGGGCCGUGGGUUCCUGUUGCUGCCCUGGCAAGAGAGUUUGACCGCUUUGGCACUAUAAGGACCAUUGACUUCAGAAAGGGGGACACUUGGGCCUACAUUCAGUAUGAAAGUCUGGACGCUGCACAGGCGGCAUGCACACACAUGAGGGGCUUCCCACUGGGGGGUCCAGAGAGAAGACUUAGAGUGGACUUUGCUGACACUGAGCAUCGGUACCAGCAGCAGUUCCUGCAGCCUCUCCCUAUACCACCAUUUGACAUGGUGGCAGAGUCUUUUGUCCACCGAGCCACAACUGAACCCCUGAGAGUCAGGGAACGGACUCCACCUCCGCUCCACUUCAGGGAGAGAGAUCUCUUUCCUGGAGCUGAGUGGCCCAACCCAGCCAUCCGAGAUCGGGUUCGAGCGUCACCCUUUGAACCUCUGGAGCAUUUGGAACGUGAGCGACGGGCACGAGAGCCCUGGUCUCUGGAGCGAGAGUUGCAGGGACGUGAACCUCCACGCAAGCGCCGUGCAAUGGAGGAUGGACGCCACAUAGACCCCUCCCCUGACAGCACUGACAGAACUCUAAGGCGUAGACGUACUUCUCCAGAUGGCAGUCCUGAAGGUAUCAGCAGAGACGGAGGGCGCUUCAGUGACCCAGAGCGGCCUCUCCGGGGAGAGAGACCCUCCCCCGCAAGAGAGUGCCACAGCAGCCUUGAAAGAGGCGGGGCUGAGCGGAGACUCAAAAGCCAGAGUCUCUCUGACAAGGGACCUUCAGGCAGCGGCGUUUCAGCAGUCGGAGAUCGUAAGCGCAAAGCAGGGGAAGGUGGUAAGGGGCCGGCCAAGAGGGAACGUCCUGAGAGCAGUUCCAAGGGGGGCCAGGCAUCCAAACCAGAUGGCAGCAAACUCAGUUUGGCCUGGCAUGGCAUGCUUCUGCUCAAGAACAGCAACUUUCCAGCCAAUAUGCACCUGCUGGAGGGCGAUCACAACGUGGCCAGCGACCUGCUUGCCGAGGGCACAUCAGGAAGGCAGGUGGGCGAGCUAAAGAUCACCCAGCGUCUCCGUCUAGACCAGCCCAAGCUCGACGAGGUGUCCCGGCGCAUCAAGGUGGCGGGUCCCGGCGGCUACGCCAUCCUGCUGGCAGUUCCUGGCACCACAGAGGAUUUAUCUUCAACAGACCCUGCAGCAUCAACUCAGCGACCGCUCCGCAACCUGGUGUCCUACCUCAACCAAAAACAAGCAGCCGGAGUCAUCAGCCUGCCUGUGGGAGGGAGCCGGGAUAAAGACAACACGGGGGUUCUUCAUGCUUUCCCUCCCUGUGAUUUCUCCCAACAGUUCCUGGAUUCCUCUGCCAAAGCUCUGGCUAAAAGCGAAGAGGACUAUCUGGUCAUGAUUGUGGUUCGUGGAGCAUCUUAAAAAAAAAAAAAAUCAGAACUCUCGAAGUUCAAGUGGAGUUUUAAAAAAAAAGGAAUCGGCUGUAUGUCAGUAACUAUUGCAUGCUGUGUGUUCUGCAUUAUAGGGUACACUAGUAUGGUUCCUUAGUGUUUGUAUGUUGCCAUGUAAUCCACUCAAAGGACAAAUGGUGCCCUCCUACAAAACUAAAAGGAUGUGUGUUUUGGAAAUUAUUUUUAAAGGUUGUAUGAAUUGCUUACAAAGUCAUAAACCUGCAGUAUUUCAGUCAAAAUACAGGAAAAUAUGAGGAGCAUUCAUGAAAUACAUUUCAAUUUCAUUUAAAAAAUAGUACACCAUUAAACUCUUUUUUGGUUGAUUUACCUGUUGAACAUUUUAGCUUAGCCAACUCUUCUACAAGAAAACAAAUAGAAUUUACAAAAUGCAUUGAGUGGACACAAUAACACCUCUACUACAGUUAAACCAAAAACAAUAGCCUCCAAAGCUACUAUAGUGCCCCUUUCACUGUGUUACCAAAAGCUGGAAAUAACAAGCUUAACAAAAGUCAUGUUGGUGUCUGGGCUAUCAUUCUGCUGUCCCUUAGAUUGUACGGUUGUUAUUGUGUCUACAUCCAAAACAGACGUUUAAAUUAGGAGGAUUAAAAAAAAACAUUUUUUAAAUCUUAGUGCAAUAAUAUUUCUACUAUAUUCACUUUUUUAAUUAAUGGAAACAAAAAUGAGACAUUUUUGGAGGUUUUCAUUGAAGGUGUAGUAGUUGAGUUGGUACUGCAAAGCCAAUGGGGAUGAGAGUCCUGGUCACCUUUUUCUCCUUCAGCUCCAGGUUUCUAGAUAUCUCGCCUUCAUCAGGCCUUACAUAUAACAAAAUAGCUUACGACAUUUGAUGAAUGGAGUGUGGUGCACUGAAGAAGAGUUGUGAUGUGUUUUGAAGGUUAAAGUGUCAAUAGUGAAAGCUCACACAUUACCUUGGUUGCAAAUUAUGUUUAAAAGUUACAAAUCCCUUUCAGGUUCAUGGUUUUAAUUGGAGAGUAUCUUUUAUUCAUGUGUUCCUCAAUAUUGGAAUGCCAAAUUGCAAGAUAGAUAAUGAAUUCGGUGUGUGUUCACUGGUAAAUCCAAAUUGUUACAUCAACUCUAUGUAAAAUGCUGAAUACUAACAGAGUUAUUCGCCCAGGGAACAGCCCAUAACACAACACUCAUAGAAUAGUAAAGCAGAUACUAACAUGUUUUCAUAUUUUAACUUCAUAUUUUACUUUGUGCAUCCCUACCUUAGAAAUGGUUGUGUAAUGUGAUCUAUAAAAAACUACAGUAGUAAUGGAUAAAAAAAAGCGUAGAA